Molecule: messenger RNA, 1404 nt
Organism: Cotesia congregata
Lineage: Eukaryota; Metazoa; Arthropoda; Insecta; Hymenoptera; Braconidae
Source: the annotation of a GenBank genome assembly
GUCAGUUUGGCUCGGAGAAUAGCCUCUUUUUCCUACAAAAUGAAGUUUGUUUGUUUGUGUAUUGUUAUUAUUUAUUCAGUACAAUCAUCAUUCACGCUUCCUCAGAAAUUUAAACGUGAUGCUAAUAUCACGGGAUUACGUGAACUUGAUGCCGUUCCUAUCGAAGCCAGUAGUGAAGUCGUGGAUACUAUUAUUGUCAAAGCUGUCGAAAUACCCGAAGAAAGGGUAACCUAUGAGGGCUCACAAUUGUGGAGAGUCCUUGCCGACAAUGAACAAUCUGAUUUUGUGUCUUACCUUCAAGAUACUGGAGAAGUUACCAAGUGGACUGGAAAUGAUUCAACGGUUGAUGUUCUUGUUCGUCCUGAUAUGAUUCCACGUGUAUCGCGCUUUUUACGCGAACGUCAGGUAAAAUAUGAUGUGAUUAUACCAGAUAUUCAACAAGCAAUAGAUCAAGAAAAUCCAUUGCCAUCACCUGAAGAACUGGAAGAGCUUGAAGGAAGAAAAGCUCGUUAUGCUUGGUGGAAGGAAGUCAAGUUACGACGUAAUUUAUAUUUGCGUCCUCGUGCUCCUCUUCAUUAUCCUGUAGCUAGUGUACAUGGUGAUGGAAAAGGCCUUUGGCAAUACAAGGGUGAGGUCUUACGAAUAAGUAAAGGCGAUCCAAAUGUACCAGCUAUUUGGAUAGACGGCGGGAUUCACGCUCGUGAGUGGAUUUCUCCUGCAUCUGUGACCUAUAUUAUUAAUUAUUUGGUUGAAAAUAGCGAUGAACUUCAAGCUGAUUAUUAUAUUUUACCGGUUGUUAAUCCUGAUGGAUACGAGUAUACUUUCCGAGGAGACAGAUUGUGGCGAAAAAAUCGUAGCAGUCCCGAAAAAGGUGGUGUGUGUAUUGGCGUGGAUUUAAACAGAAAUUUCGGGUACCGAUGGGGAGGUCUUGGUACAAGUAAGCAGCCUUGCAGAGAAAUUUUUGCAGGCACUGGGCCGUUUUCAGAGCCUGAAACAGCGGCAAUGAAAAAUUUCUUCGAAGCCAGCGCUGCUAAUUUCAAGGCUUAUUUGUCAUUCCAUAGUUAUGGUCAAUAUAUUUUGUAUCCGUGGGGCUAUGACAGAAGAGUACCACCAGAUUACGCAGAUUUAGAACGUGUAGGGCAAAAAUCGGCAUCAGCGAUGAAAGCUGCGGGCGGUUCUGGUAGUAUUUACACGGUAGGUAAUAGUGCAACGACACUUUAUGCGGCUGCUGGUGGUUCUGAUGACUGGGCCAAGGCGAUUCUCAAGAUCAAGUAUGCUUAUACAAUCGAAUUGAGAGACAAGGGUAAAAGUGGCUUCAUUCUACCGGCUCGUUAUAUAAUUCCUACGGCUAAAGAAGCACUUGCUGCUGUUUUAACUAUUACUGAAGCUAGUAAAUCUGUAUAA